Fusarium keratoplasticum is the source of this 924-nucleotide messenger RNA. Its product is annotated as 2,4-dienoyl-CoA reductase ((3E)-enoyl-CoA-producing). The record is from RefSeq and is a predicted model, not a curated record. Gene Ontology annotation, molecular function: 2,4-dienoyl-CoA reductase (NADPH) activity. The transcript is spliced from 4 exons. Gene Ontology annotation, biological process: fatty acid catabolic process. NCBI's taxonomy places the organism in Eukaryota, Fungi, Ascomycota, Sordariomycetes, Hypocreales, Nectriaceae. The coding region runs from base 1 to 924 and encodes 307 amino acids.
AUGUCUGUUCCCGAGUCAACCUACCUCAGCCCGGUCUGGAGAGAUGGGAUCUUUGAUGGUCGCGUUGUCUUUGUGACUGGCGGAGCCGGAAGCAUCUGCAGCAUGCAGACGCGAGCGCUGGUCCGUCUGGGCGCGAAUGCAUGCAUCAUAGGGAGAAACGUCGAGAAGACCGAGGCGGCAGCCAAAGACAUUGAAACUGUGAGGCCAGGGGCAAAGGUGAUUGGAAUUGGAGGCUGCGAUGUCCGAAAGGUCGAGAGUCUGCAAGCUGCUGCAGAGCGAUGCGUAAAGGAACUUGGGGGCAUUGAUUUGGUCAUUGCUGGAGCGGCGGGCAACUUUGUUGCGCCGAUAGAAGGCAUGAGCUCCAACGCGUUCAAGUCGGUUAUGGAUAUUGAUGUCUUGGGCACUUUCAACACGAUCAAGGCCACAAUGCCUCACCUACUGCGCAGCUCAAACCCUCGAAUUGUUUACGUUUCAGCGACAUUCCACUACACCGGCAUGCCACUCCAGGCGCAUGUCUCAGCAGCCAAAGCAUCCAUCGACUCGCUCAUGGCAUCGGUGGCCCUGGAAUACGGACCACGAGGAGUGACGAGCAACGUUAUUGCGCCGGGAGGUAUUGAAGGCACCGAAGGCCUGGCACGACUGGGCAGCGAGGAGGCACCCGAGCGCAAACAGUACCUCAAGGGAAUUCCUUCUGGCCGACUUGGAACGGUGCGGGAUAUUGCCGAUGCGACCGUGUUCCUCUUCAGUGAAGCCGGGAGCUACGUCAACGGACAAGUUCUGGCGGUGGACGGCGCAGCGUGGAGGCGCCAGGGCGCCAUCAGCGUUGGAAUCGACGUGAACAUGGAGUAUCCGGACUACCUGCUCAAGGGUGAGUUUUCACAGAAUUUGAGGGAUCCGCGAAAGAAUGGCAAGGCGAAGCUGUGA